AUGCUUUUCCCCCUCGAUGGGGAUGAUAUGGAAAUCGCAAUAAAAAGCAGGAAGCUGAAGGAGAUUGGAUACACUCAAAAAGUCGACAAGGGUGCAGGCAAUGAAGAGCUAGAAGAUUACCACCCCAUUGAUCCAGUUCCAAGUUCAAAGGCAUCAGUAAGACCUGGACCUAUUCAGCAUGGCACACCUCUUAUGCCUUAUAUCCCAAAGCCUUCACCUCCUGGUAAUCCAAAGCAUGGUGGUUAUCCUUCGCCUACUUCCGAGCCCAUUCCAUGA
This is a messenger RNA of Ilex paraguariensis (yerba mate), 276 nucleotides long. Lineage: Eukaryota; Viridiplantae; Streptophyta; Magnoliopsida; Aquifoliales; Aquifoliaceae. The record is from the annotation of a GenBank genome assembly.